Molecule: messenger RNA, 3765 nt
Organism: Acytostelium subglobosum LB1
Lineage: Eukaryota; Evosea; Eumycetozoa; Acytosteliales; Acytosteliaceae
Exons: 3
Coding region: 1-3765 (1254 amino acids)
Source: RefSeq, a predicted model, not a curated record
AUGCUCAAGUACAAUGCCACUCAAUGGUUCAUCAAAGCAUUCGACAGUGUCUACACUGAUACCAUUGGCCAUGCCCACGAUUCUCUUGCUCUCUCCGACAUACUAUUCGAAUCAAUCAGUUGUAACAAUAUACAAGCAUUCCAACAUAUACUCAAACAUACAAACGGGAUAGUCCCAUUUAAUGUACAACCAAACAAUGUGGACAAACUAUUGGAUCUACUCAAUCAUGGCAAUGUGGACAUGCUCAAAGCCUUACUCUUGAUGAAUGCCCACCGCUCAUUACCAACGGAUAGCUCGCAACUCGCCCGUGCCAUCGACUCGGGUAACGUAGGCUUUGUUCGAUUGAUGCUCCAGCAUCACUGCUUCGAACGCCAUCAAGUUGAGCAUUUACUUGACGGUGGAGAGGAGGAGGAUGAGGACGACGAGGAGGAGGACCCCAACACAUUCAGUCGUCAUGGCGUCAGUGUUGAGAUGCUCAAGAUGCUGCACGAAGAGUUUGACCGACUGUACUCCGACACGGACUUGUUGAAGAUGCUACUGGAGCACUCAAUCCGAUGCAACAUUCCAGAGAGUGUACAAUACAUCAUCGAGAACAUUCCACCAAAAGCAAACACCUUCGCGCUGAAGAAGUCUUGCGCGGGAUACAUCAAGUACCUUGGCAAGCAUGGCAAUGUCAACAUCUUCAACACUCUAUGUUCCAAAUCAUGGAUGGUGUCAGAACUCCUCAAACCCAACAGACUCUCCACAUUGAUUGUGGAUGCAGCCAACAAUGGACAUGUUGAUUUUAUCAGGUGCAUAUACAACUCUGGCCACAAGCCCAUUGAUGCAAACAACAAGACACUGAUCCAUAGCUUCUUUGAUGAUGUACCCGGCACAUUGACUAAGUUCCGUGUCACUCCCUUGGUCUCCAUUCGCAACAAUGACCUUGAGCUGGCCAACAGACUGAUCACACAGGUGCGCGACAUUGACGUGGAGCUCUGGAUGAACAUGUCUGAAUCAAUGAUCGCCCUGAUCACCAACCAGCGUGCUCCUCCGCUUCGAUUCUUUCGAAGCUCUAUCACUCAUAUGCUGGAUGCCUUCAAGAGCGAACAAAGCAAUAUAACCGAGGAACACAUUCACAAGUUCAUUGACAACACGCAGUUUGUCGAGGCAGAGAAUGAAUAUAAUGGAGGCACUCGAGAGAAAUACACUGCGCUUACGGUGGCAGCUAGUAUAUCUCCAUCGAUCAUGCGACACAUUCAACAAUCAUUCAAACUUGAACAAUUUUCUCAAAGCGUCCUUUUGAGUGCGCUGGACUCCAAGAACAUGGAUACACUUGCGAUUAUACUUGAACAGACACCGGUGUCUCAUAUCGACUGGGUUGGCUGGCGCACCAUCACACUAGCCCCAUUGACCUUUGUUAAGAUGGUGUUGGAGAACACUCCCAGUUUGCGAGAGUACUAUCGCGUCAUUGAUUGGGCAUUCAAGAACUCAUUGGAGGUGUUCCAUUAUGUGAUUGAGCUGCUACCAUCAAAGAACCAAUACUUUGUUGACAACAUGAUCUCCCUCAUCAAUCAAGCCUACACACGGAACAUGCCAUCCACAUUGCCAACACUGUAUCAACGAUGCAGAGACAAUAGUAUCCCCAUACCAAAGGUACCUCUUGGUACACUGCAAACCUGCUCGAUCCAAAACUGCUACAAGUCACUGGAGUAUUACUUCGAGUCAACAGAGUUCAAUUCCAUGACCAACUCAAUUAAGUUAAGCACAUUGUACAACAUCAAUCAUCUAGCAUAUAUCUAUGGUAAUAUUCACAUCAUCAGACUGUGCAACUCAAAGAUCAAACACAUUCGAUCAAAAAUGCAUAUUGUACAUGUAGAUGAUGCUGUUGUCGACAGGGUCAUCCAGACACAUCCAAGAAUGGAGACAGCUAUACACAGAGUUUUCUCGGACAAGAAGAUAUGUUUGCUCAUCAUGGAACAUGUUGGACAUGUUCACAACUCACUCCAGAUUGGUGAUCGACAUCGCAUCAAAGGAGGCAAGCUACUCUCGUCAAAAAGUCUGUUGAAAUACAUCAAGUAUGGCGCAACAGAAUGGUUCAUCAAGGCCUACUCCAAAGUGCCAUACCCUCCCAACUCAGAGCUACUCAUCUCCUCAUUCAGAUGGCCCAAUCUCACCAUUAUUGAUACAUUGCUCAACAGUGGAUCUGUAUUUAUCGAUCACUACCCAUUGCAAUUGAUUGAUAUAAUGGAGGCACUAUCAUCAUGUGCCAUCCCUGGAUGGGAGAGGAUCUUGGAUCAAUACCUGUCCCUCGUCAAUCACCAAACAUCACCAGUUUAUGAGAUGACAAGUGAUGACCUACAAGAGUUCAUCCAUCCAUCAUUCAUUCGCCGGCUGCUCACACUUGGAUUCGUUCUUCCUCGUGUAAACGCCGGCAACUUCAAUCAGCAAAGCAUUGUUGAUGCUUGGCUUACCAAACCAUGGGCAUUGGAGAUGUUCAUACUGCUGCGUGAACAAUCACUCAUUGACCAAGCUGUCGAAAAGUAUUUGGCUAUCGCGGCCAUCAAGAACAAUGUACCGUCCAUUUUUAAAUACUACAUGGACCAGUGUAUACAUUCAGCACCAUCAUCAAUUCUUGUUGCUGACGAUGACGACGACUAUGAAUACGACGAUGAUGCUACUGAUGAUGAGGAGAUGGAAGAGGAAGGUGGCCUCAAUGUCACUCUGAGCAGAGAGAUCGAGUACGAGCUCAUAGAGAAUUGUUUGCAACCCAAGCGCGCGUCCGAGAUCAAGGACUUGGUGCUACAAUACAUUCCACUAAUAAUCAUUGAGGACCAGGGUCAAUUGAUCGAACUGUUCAAAUUGGCCUCAAGAAUAGGAGAUAUGGACCUGGUGGUCAAACUAUAUGGUAUGAUCGAUCACAAAAAGUCAGGGUUCUCAGUCUAUGAUGGACUUGCCCAAGCAUUGCUCGGUGACACUAUCAAUGUAGUCAACUUCAUUCUCAGCAACGCCACAAACGUAUCAACACGAUACACUGUCAAUGAUAUAAGUGCCAGUCUGUUGUCAAUUGGACUGAUUGAGCGAUUGAUGGCACAUCGUCCUCAGGUUGUGUGUGACCUGUCCCUCGUGCUGACCCAAGCCAUCACUGUUGGAAACAAAGUUGUGAUCAAGUAUAUGAUGGACAACGAGCAUGGCGUUUUCAAGAAUGAUUAUCACAUUGCAUUUGCACGAGCGAUCAAGGUUGGCGACAUGGACAGUGCCAGAUGGAUCAUGGAGCUUUCCGACCUCGACAUUGACCACUAUAUAUCAAUGAUCAGACCUGGAUUGAACAAUCAGAUUGUAAAGAUCGAUAGCCAACUGACGGAGGAUGACAUUAUUGAGUGUGCCAGUGUGCUAUACUCAGACACAGAGGAUCACUCAGACCUUUACACUCUUUUGAUCUCAGCGGCCAAGAGAUCACACUCACUCCUCGCUACAGUGAUCGAUGAAUUCUUCUCAGAGUUGAGAUUGUUGAAGAUGUCAAACAAACAGUAUAUGAGCCCAAUGGAAGAGUGCAUCAAACGUGGCGAUACACAGUCGAUUGAUUAUCUGGUUCGCAUUUGUACAGAAUAUGGCCGUCAUUUGCCACAUGAGAUACUGCCAGUGGAGAUGACCGACCCAGCGAUGAUGGAGUAUAUCUUGGACAAAGGAUACAUCAAGGUCAGUAACAAGACAAACAACUAUCUUGAACUUGUUGUUGACUGGGCAUUGUGUUGGAAGCUGCCAAGAAUAAUCACUAUCAAGUGA